UCCACAAUGACCGGCCACGGUAAGGGAGGUAAAGGUCUGGGAAAAGGUGGAUCCAAGCAUCAUCGCAAGGUCUUGUGCGACAAUAUCCAGGGUAUCACUAAGCCUGCUAUUCGCCGUUUGGCUUGUCCUGGUGGAGUCAAGAGAAUCUCCGGUCUCAUCAAUGAAGAAACCCGUGGUAAAUUUAAGGUAUUUCUUAAAAAAGUCAUUCGCAAUGCAGUGACUUACACAGAGCAUGCCAAAAGAAAAACCGUUACGUCAAUGGAUAUUGACUACAAUGACUAUGACCAAUAA
This is a messenger RNA of Copidosoma floridanum, 291 nucleotides long. Its product is annotated as histone H4-like. Lineage: Eukaryota; Metazoa; Arthropoda; Insecta; Hymenoptera; Encyrtidae. The record is from RefSeq and is a predicted model, not a curated record.